Salvelinus sp. IW2-2015 is the source of this 558-nucleotide messenger RNA. Its product is annotated as transmembrane protein 126A-like. The record is from RefSeq and is a predicted model, not a curated record. Gene Ontology annotation, biological process: mitochondrial respiratory chain complex I assembly. NCBI's taxonomy places the organism in Eukaryota, Metazoa, Chordata, Actinopteri, Salmoniformes, Salmonidae. Gene Ontology annotation, cellular component: mitochondrion.
AUGAUAGCGGAAAGAUUUGAACGGCUGCCUGAACUUGACAGGAAAAUUUUCACCUAUGGCCCCAUGUAUCUGGGAGGUAAUGGGUCAUUAGUAGGACUGAUUGCCAACAGCUUAUACAGGAGAGCACUGAAUGUCACUCAAGGGCGUUUUACUUCAAAUCUCCCAAUGGCUGUCCUACCGUUCUUGACAACAUUGGCCAUGUAUGAUGUAGCUGUAUCCAAACCAUUUAUUGCAGGUGACCUUAAUUGCCCAACCUGUGUCCUGAUAAGAGGUGCACUUGUCAGCGCAGUUGGUGCUGGCGUAUAUCCUAUUCUGUUGGCUUUGCCUGUGAAUGCAGGCCUUGCAACCAGGUACAACACUGCACCAAUGCCAGAAAAGGGAAACUGUGUUGUAAACGUCCUCCGUUUUGGGAUGAACAUUACCCAACCCAUCCUGAGGAAAAGGGGUGCUGUGAUUGUGCUACAGUUCUUUGGCACCURCCUAAGCUCCAGACAUUUUGACAGCUACUUGAAGUUGCUUCAGUUGUCCACCUCAGGUGACAAGGAACUUGAGGAUUAA